AUGAAGUACAUCCAAACUGAACAAAUCUUGGAAAUCCCAGAAGGUGUUACCGUCCAAAUCAAGGCUAGAAAAGUCAAGGUCACUGGUCCAAGAGGUACUUUGUCCAAGGACUUGACCCACAUCGAUGUUUCCUUUGCUAAGAUUAGCAACAAGGCCAUCAAGGUUAUUGUCCACAACGGUGACAGAAAGCACGUUGCUGUUUUGAGAACCGUCAAGUCUUUGAUUUCUAACUUGAUCAUUGGUGUUACCAAGGGUUUCAAGUACAAGAUGAGAUGUGUCUCUGCGCAUUUCCCUAUCACUGUCAAUGUUACUGAAAACGACGGUAAGAAGGUUGUUGAAAUCAGAAACUUCUUGGGUGAAAGAAGAGUCAGAAUUGUCAAGGUUUUCGAAGGUGUUACCAUUUCUGAAAACCCAGCUUUGAAGGGUGAAUUGAUUUUGGAAGGUAACUCUUUGGAAGCUGUUUCCCAAAACGCUGCUGACAUCCAACAAAUCUGUAACGUUAGAAACAAGGAUAUCAGAAAGUUCUUGGAUGGUAUCUAUGUCUCUGAAAAGGGUAACAUUGUUGAAGACAUCUAA
Messenger RNA from Lizanozyma spartinae, 576 nucleotides. It is a transcript of the gene RPL9B, whose product is annotated as 60S ribosomal protein uL6. Gene Ontology annotation, biological process: cytoplasmic translation. Bases 1 to 576 code for a protein of 191 amino acids. Gene Ontology annotation, molecular function: rRNA binding; structural constituent of ribosome. The record is from RefSeq and is a predicted model, not a curated record. The transcript has a single exon. NCBI's taxonomy places the organism in Eukaryota, Fungi, Ascomycota, Pichiomycetes, Serinales, Debaryomycetaceae. Gene Ontology annotation, cellular component: cytosolic large ribosomal subunit; ribosome.